Molecule: messenger RNA, 2679 nt
Organism: Purpureocillium lilacinum
Lineage: Eukaryota; Fungi; Ascomycota; Sordariomycetes; Hypocreales; Ophiocordycipitaceae
Biological process (GO): proteolysis; glutathione catabolic process
Molecular function (GO): peptidase activity; protein binding
Source: RefSeq, a predicted model, not a curated record
AUGCCAACCGCCACGGUGCAACCAGACCUCUCCUCCUCCGUCGCCACCAGUCUCGAAGCCCCCGACUGCCCCGAGAACCCGCCUGAGCUCGUCCACAGCCUGCGGCACAACAGCACCAUCCUCGCGCUCGCUGUCAGCCCCCAACACGAUACCAUCUUCGCCGGCACCCAGGACGGCGAGAUUGUUGCCUGGUCCCUCUCGACCUUUCAUCAAGUCAGCACCGUUCAGGCACACAAGCGCAGCAUUCUCUCCCUCUCCCUCUCCCCCGACGGAUCCCUCCUCUUCUCCAGUGCCGGCGACCCCAUCAUCAACGUCUGGUGCCCUCGAACGCUGCGGCGGUUAUACGAGAUCUACGGAACCCACGAUGUUGGCGACAUCUUUUGCAGCGCCUACAGCCCCCAACACGAGACGCUAUACAUCGGUGCCCAAAACACCACCAUACAAUGGGUCACUUUGAACGAUGCGGCCGCCCGGGUCUCGCCCAGCUCGCAGAGUCAUCCGGAUCGGAGAAGCCACAGGUUCUUCGACUCCAAGGCCAUUGGCGGCACCAGCACACCGAGACGUAAUGAAGACCGGUGGGGACUGAUUCCAAAGGCGCAGGCCGUCUUGGAGAUUGACGCGGGCUCGGUCCGGCCCUUUGCCCACUACGGCUACGUCUACUGCAUGCUCAUGGCCAAGGGCCCCACGGUCGAGGUUGACGCCGACGACGACGUGCUGAUAUCCGGUGGUGGAGACGGAACCAUCAAGCUAUGGCGGUUGGGCUCUUCAUCUAAGGACCGAAGGCACGACGAGGACGGCGAGCAUGGAGGCAUCGACGAACUCAUGACCCUCGGCACGGACGAUGCUGAGUCCGUCCUCUCCCUCGCCCUGGAUGGCUCGUUCCUGUAUGCCGGCAAGCUGGAUGGCAUCGUCGAGCUGUGGGAUCUGGAUACGACUCAGCGGCUCCGCGUUAUCAAAGCUCACGAAGGCAAUGUCAUGUCAUUGCAGAUGGGCUGGGGAUACUUGUGGACUGGCUCCACCGACGGAUGGUCGAGCAAAUAUAGCACGGCUCAUUACGGUGCCUAUAAGCACGCGUCGGCUGGAGAUGUCAGCCAAAAGUACCAGUGUCUGAGCACUUGGAAGGCUCACCAGGGCAAGAUUCUUGCCUCGGCCACGACAACCUAUAAUGACAACAAAUAUUACAUCACUGGCGCCAACGACAACGACAUCACCAUAUGGUCCGUCAAGGACAAGGCCUGCUCGAAGCCCGCGACCGCCGAGGAGAGCGACGACCUGCUCGUCUCCACCCUGUCGGAUUUUGUGUCUUACAAGACCGUCUCUUCGCGGCCAGAGUUCGCCGAGGACUGCCGCAAGGGGGCCACGUUCUUGGGUUCCCUCUUCAAGCGGCUGGGCGGACAUGUGGAGCUGCUGAGCACCGAAAAGGCUCACAACCCGGUCGUGUACGCCAAGUUUUCUGGCAAAAAGGAAGCAGCGGAAACACGAAAGCGCAUUCUGUUCUAUGGACAUUACGACGUCGUCGCCGCCGAUGGAAAGAAGGGCAAAUGGGCCAGCGAUCCAUUCACUGUCAAGGGCACUAAUGGGUUCCUCUAUGGCCGCGGCGUCAGCGACAACAAGGGGCCAAUUAUUGCGGCUCUCUACGCCGUCACGGACCUCAUGCAGGCCCAGAAGCUAGAGAAUGAUGUCAUCUUCCUCAUCGAGGGCGAGGAGGAGUUCGGCUCUCGGGGCUUCGAGGAGGCGGUCAAACGACACAAGAGCCUCAUCGGACACGUCGACUAUAUUCUGCUGGCCAACAGUUACUGGCUGGACGAUGAAGUCCCAUGCUUGACAUAUGGCCUUCGUGGUGUGCUGCACGCCACGGUCUGCGUGGACGCACCGCGCCCCGAUAUUCACUCUGGCGUGGACGGCUCGUACAUGAUGGACGAGCCCUUGUCCGACCUGACAGGCAUCUUGUCCAAGCUCAAGGGUGCCGGCAACCGCAUCCAAAUUCCCGGAUUCUACGAUGGCAUUCCAGCGAUGACGCCAGAGGAGGAAGCUAGAUACGACGACAUUGCGUCCAUCAUGAGGGAGCACAAAGGAGAAGCCGUAUCCGAGGAAAAGCUCAAGCGGUCGCUCAUGGCCCGAUGGCGAGAACCCAACCUCACCAUCCAUCGGUAUAAAGUAUCCGGCCCCGACGGCAGCUUAGUGAGCAGUCACGCCAGCUCGCACAUCAGCCUGCGACUCGUUCCCGGCCAGGAGGUCGACCAGGUUACGAGCGCGCUUAAGUGGUUCCUGCGCCGCGAGUUCUCACACCUCAAGUCGCAGAACAGCCUGAGCAUCAACAUCGACAACAAGGCCGAGCCCUGGCUGGGCGAUCCGACCAACGCCAUUUUCCGCACGCUGGGUCAGGCCAUCAUCGAGGCCUGGCCGAACCGCUUCGAUUCGUCGAGCGCCCCGGCGCCUGCGGCGCCAGUGUCGGGCACGGUUGGCAAGGGGGCCUCCAGACCAAAAGGCCCGCUGUUCAUCCGCGAGGGAGGCUCCAUCCCGGCCAUCCGAUUCCUCGAGAAGGAGUUUGGAGCCCCGGCGGCGCAUCUGCCUUGCGGUAGGGCCAGCGAUGCGGCGCACUUGGACAAUGAGCGGAUGUGCCUCGUGAAUCUGCUCAAGGCGCGGGAGAUUUUUGGCAAGGUGUUUGCGCGGCUGUAG